Molecule: messenger RNA, 1413 nt
Organism: Sclerotinia borealis F-4128
Lineage: Eukaryota; Fungi; Ascomycota; Leotiomycetes; Helotiales; Sclerotiniaceae
Source: the annotation of a GenBank genome assembly
AUGGGUGGCGAUCUCAACUUAAAGAAGUCAUGGCAUCCGCAUUUGAUGAAGAAUCAGACACGGGUGUGGGAAGAAGAAAAAAAAGCACUCGAGGAAAGAAGACGUACGGAACAGAGGGUCAAGGAGCUUAAAGAAGAACGAGCGAAAGAAGAGAUCCAAAACAAACUCGAAGCCGCGGGAUCGAGAAAACGGGUGGAUCGUGUCGACUGGAUGUACCAAGGCCCAUCAAGUGGUCAAACUGGGACCACUGAAGAGAUGGAAGGUUAUUUGCUUGGGAAAAGGCGCAUUGAUGGAUUAAUUAAAGGCACAGAGCACAAGAAUCUAGAGAAGCAAGCUUCUGAGGCUAGUUUUAUGGCCUUACAAAAUGCGAAUACUCUACGAGAUACGACAGCUAAGGUUCGUGAAGAUCCCAUGCUUGCUAUCAAAAGACAGGAGCAGGCUGCAUACGAGGCUAUGAUGAAUGAUCCAAUUAAACGACGGAAAUUACUCGAGUUAGCUGGGCAGGACACCAAGGAGAUCAAACCGAAGAAGGAAAGAAAACAUCGACAUCAUCAUAGGCAUCGCGACGAGGAUGACGAAGAACGAAGACGAAAGCGUAGGAGGGACGAAUACGUGGACAGUCGAGAGGAAGAUCGCAGUCACAAGCGCCGCGGAAGUGGCGAUGAUUACGAUGAUGAUAGGGAUCGCAGAAGUCGCAAAUCCGAACAUCGCCGACGUUCCGGUUCAUACUCGAGAUCUCGUUCCCCCAUGGAGAGAAGAGAUAGCUUUGGAAGAUCACAACAACCAAGAUCAGUAUCACCAGACAAUAGAGAGAUAGGAAGGCCGGGAAGAGAAAGAGACUAUGACCGUCGGAGACCGAUGUCACCAAAUGAGCGCCAGGGUGCCAGAUCAGGUAGAGAGCAAGAUAGGAUGCAGAGGAGGAGGAAUAGUUCAUCCCCUGAAUCUCGAUCCCCUACUCCAGAACGACGAAGAUCCCCAAAUAAGAGAAAAUCUUACCCAGCAGAUAGAGAGGACAGAAGGAAUGAUUACGACAAAAGGGAUACCGAGAAUAGAAUUGAUAAUAGGCGUAAUGGAAAUGGUUAUGGCAGACGAGAUGAUAGUAGACCCCAAGGUGGAUUCCCGAAGCAAAAUGGACCCUCCGAAGAAGAAAGGGAGAUCGAGCGACAGAAGAAAUUGGCCGCUAUGCAACAAGAUGCAUCAAGUCUAGAUAUUGAUCGCGAAAAACGACUCAAGGCUUUGGAGGAACAGGAGGAGGUGGCUCGUGAAGCUGAGGAGAAAGCACGAAGCAAAUCGGCCAAGUACUCGGACAAAGGCGAUUUUGUCAAUGGUCUCAACCGAACUGCAGGAAAUAUGAACCUUGCUGAUCGAAUUGGACGCCGUGCAGGACAAGGUUUCAUCAAGGAGGAAGAGUGA